Coregonus sp. 'balchen' is the source of this 5822-nucleotide messenger RNA. The record is from the annotation of a GenBank genome assembly. NCBI's taxonomy places the organism in Eukaryota, Metazoa, Chordata, Actinopteri, Salmoniformes, Salmonidae.
AUGGUUGUUGAGAGCGGCAACUUCAAUUUCAGCACGGAGGACAGCUCCAGGACGAACCUCAGCGCUAAUGACAGUGUCCGCGACACUCUCGUGUCCAAAGAGCAGUCCGAACUCAGUAGGACAGGGCACACAGUGGUAGCCGUGUUUCUCGGUGUCAUUUUCCUGUUAGGAUUCCUCAGCAAUUUAUUCGUCCUUCUCGUCUUUGCGCGGUUUCAGGUGCUGAGGACACCCAUCAACCUCAUCCUGCUCAACAUCAGCGUGAGCGACAUGCUGGUGUGUAUCUUCGGAACUCCCUUUAGUUUUGCCGCGAGCCUCUAUGGUAGAUGGCUCAUCGGAGCCCACGGGUGCAAGUGGUACGGUUUCGCCAACUCGCUUUUUGGUGAGUUGACUUGAUGACCUAUAAGCUUCCUAUCCUAUUCGUUUUAGAGAGACUGGAAUCCGAGGGAGAAACGUACAUCAUCUCAUGUUUCAACAGGUCCCCUCACGCCAUGCUCUCUGCCUUGUGUGAGAGACGCUACAUGUAGUCUUGAAUAUGAUGGAUGAUGAAUUAACAUAACAGUAUAAUAAGCAAAGAACAGUUUUGAUCUUUGAGACACACUACAGUCAGUUUGACUGGUAAAGAGACAUACUGUAUUUUGGGUCAAAUGUUCAGAGUCAAAACAGUCUUUCUUGAUGAAUUUUGGUAUUUUGUUGUUAUGUAGGCCUAAGUUCACACUGUAUUUUGUCCAUAGCUCAACACUAUACAAACUGUCACCUUGGUUAAAGUGUCUGGAGACAGUGUGUCAUUUAUAUUACAGGUUUUAGAGUACAAGGGUAUGAGUUAUGGAUUGCAAUGUGAAAACAUUUACUUCCUCUAUGUUCAAGCAUAUGAAUGCGUGUGCCACAUGCAUUGUAAUGGUCAACUGCUAAUGUACUGUAUCUAGACAUUCUGGACAAUGUAUUGUAUAGCCUAUAUGUUUGAUGUCCACAGCAAGAAUUUUGCAUUAUGCUCACCACAUCUACCACUCUACCUCCACCCAUUUCUCUGUGCAGGCAUUGUUUCUCUAGUAUCCCUGGCAAUUCUCUCCUACGAGCGCUACUCCACGAUAUUGUGUUACACAAAGGCUGACCCAUCUGACUACAAGAAGGCCUGGCUUGCCAUCGCAGGUGCCUGGCUCUACUCCUUGGUGUGGACGGUGCCACCUUUCUUUGGCUGGGGCAGCUACGGUCCCGAGGGCCCAGGCACCAUGUGCUCAGUGCAGUGGCACCAGCGCUCUUCUAGGAACAUCUCCUAUGUCACCUGCCUCUUCAUCUUCUGCCUCCUACUUCCCCUGCUGCUCAUGAUCUUCUGCUAUGGAAAGAUCCUCUUUGCCAUCCAUGGGGUGAGUCAGUGUCAUUGGUCAACACUGUACUGAUUAUUUUCAUCACGGUGUGUAUUUUGAUGAUGAUGGUGGGCAUGCUUGCAUGCUAAGAUGACAAUGGCCACAAGGAUAAUCAUGUCAAGGUUGAUUAUGUCACUCGACUGUUUGUCACACAAGAGUUUUCAUAGCUUUGCCCUGAGUAAACAUCUUCACCCCUCUCUGAUGGCAGCAUCAGUCUCUCAAAAAAGCAUAUUUCAUCUCCCUCUCCAGAGAGCCAUCAAUCUGCCAUGGCCCUGUCCUAGACCGCUCCCAAAACACUGCUCAGAGUGAUUCAGCUUGCUGCCUGACAUAUGUAGAAAAUUGGUUACGAUCAAGGCAGCACAAAUACGUUUAAAAAAAACUGUCGUUGAAAGGCAGCACUUACGCACUCUUUCAUAUCAUGUCUCUGAUGUGUCACUGAAUGGCAUUUUGGCACACCUCGUAAUGUGUUUUGUUAAUUUUAAAAAGGAUAAACUAAACUAUGCAGCCUUUAGGACUGUGUGAUCACAGCAGAAUGAAUAGAUUCCACAUGUUAUGGUGAAAUAUUAAAGAAAGUGGAAAUGUCGCAAUGUUUGUAUAGCAGACCUUAGUUAAACAUAUUAGCAAGAAAUCCUUGAACCACACAUUGUCCACUGAAACCAUUUAUCAUGUUGGGACAGCUGUGAAAUUCUAGUGGGCCAACAUCAUUAAUGCUCAGUUCUGCCAGCUGGCAGUCCUCACUCUGAAGGUGAGGCAGGCUGGCUAGUCCACCUUUCCACUACUGCAAUAGUGGGACAUUUGGGACAUAAACAAAUCAAAACAUAAAGAAUGCUUGACUCUCACACAUUUUAGUGAAAUAUAUAUAGAUGAUGAGUAACAGCGGUUGUGGCAAUGACACCGUCUGUCUUUCCUCCAGGGAAAAAGAUGCCCAGAGAGGUCAGGUUUUCCAACCUUAACUAAAAUUUGACUGUGUGGUUGUGGCCUUCGCCUUGUGGCGGAAGGUUGGGCGGAGACGGGGGAGAGCUGAGUUUGACUGAGACAGAUGCUGACGCAACCUCGGUCUUGGUGGCUACAGUUCGUAUAGGUCUCAUGAAUGAAUCACCCCAGGGAUUCUUUUUUAAAAUCCAGAUUGAAUGUGUCUAUCAUUGGUCACUAAUGACGACAACCUAUGGUUCCACUGGCUCCCUUGUUUUUAUACCCACGUCAGAGGGACCAAGGACAUGACAACAUCAGGAGUGUUUUGUAGAAGACUAACUGCCGUAGAGGACAUUCUGAUGGUAACCAGAAUUUCUCAAGGCCCUUCUGAAACCAAACGCUCGGAGGAGUACCCACAUUGCCUGUCCUAUAUCCUAACAUAAACGAAUAAGUCUUUAUUCACUCUCCUUUCAUUCAGGUAGAUAUUCCCUGUGGCCAUUUAGGAACACAUUUCCUUUGUGUUGGGCCAAAAAUGCAUGCCGCUUGGGUAUGAUUUUGAGCACCAGUUUUGCUAUGCUUAUACAUUGUAGACCUACUGUGGUUUUAUGCAUUAGGCGGUCUUCAAUACAACUUUACUUUCUCAGAAAAUCUGUAGAACUCAAUAAUGACUGCACUGUAGGUGGCUGACAAGUUUAAAUGACAUGAGGUUGUUGAUUUACCCCCGUUGUGUUUGAUUUCCUUUCACAGUUGUCAAGGCUUGUUCCACUCCAGUGUGCGUCUAUUUUUUGUGGUUCAAUUAUUAAGAUGAGAGACUACUUUUCAUGUAUAUAAUCAAGUUGAGAUUGAGUUUAGUCAGAUUUCUCUGUUUCAGACAUGUUUUCUUAUUUUUUGAAAAAUGCGACAAAAUUAGUUACUAGGUAUUCCACAUCUGAGUUGCUAAAUUUUUUUAAUUUUUUAAUUUAACCUUUAUUUAACCAGGUAAGCCAGUUGAGAACAAGUUCUCAUUUACAACUGCGACCUGGCCAAGAUAAAGCAAAGCAGUGCGAUAAAAACAACAACACAGACUUACAUAUGGGGUAAACAAAACAAAAAGUCAAAAAUACAACAGAAAAUAUAUAUACAGUGUGUGCAAAUGUAGUAAAUUAUGGAGGUAAGGCAAUAAAUAGGCCAUAGUGCAAAAUAGUUACAAUUUCGUAUUAACACUGGAAUGAUAGAUGUGCAAAAGAUGAUGUGCAAAUAGAGAUACUGGGGUGCAAAUUAGCAAAAAUAAAUAACAAUAUGGGGAUGAGGUAGUUGGGUGGGCUAAUUUCAGAAUUGCUGUGUACAGGUGCAUUGAUCGGUAAGCUGCUCUGACAACUGCUGCUUAAAGUUAGUGAGGGAGAUAAGAAUCUCCAGCUUCAGAGAUUUUUGCAGUUCGUUCCAGUCAUUGGCAGCAGAGAACUGGAAGGAAUGGCGGCCAAAGGAGGUGUUGGCUUUGGGGAUGACCAGUGAGAUAUACCUGCUGGAGCGCAUACUACGGGUGGGUGUUGCUAUGGUGACUAAUGAGCUAAAAUAAGGAGGGGAUUUGCCUAGAAGUGAUUUAUAGAUGGCCUGGAGCCAGUGGGUUUGGCGACGAAUAUGUAGUGAGGACCAGCCAACAAGAGCGUACAGGUUACAAUGGUGGGUAAUAUAUGGGGCUUUGGUGACAAAAUGGAUGGCACUGUGAUAUAUUACAUCCAAUUUGCUGAGUAGAGUGUUGGAGGCUAUUUUGUAAAUGACAUCGCCGAAGUCAAGGAUCAGUAGGAUAGUCAGUUUUACGAGGGCAUGUUUGGCAGCAUGAGUGAAGGAGGCUUUGUUGCGAAAUAGGAAGCCGAUUCUAGAUCUAACUUUUGAUUGGAGAUGUUUAAUGUGAGUCUGGAAGGAGAGUUUACAGUCUAACCAGACACCUAGGUAUUUGUAGUUGUCCACAUACUCUAGGUCAGACCCGCCGAGAGUAGUGAUUCUAGUCGGGUGGGCGGGUGCAAGCAGCGUUCGGUUGAAGAGCAUGCAUUUAGUUUUACUAGGUUUUAAGAGCAGUUGGAGGCUACGGAAGGAGUGUUGUAUGGCGUUGAAGCUCGUUUGGACAGUGUCCAAUGAAGGGCCAGAUGUAUACAAAAUGGUGUCGUCCGCAUAGAGGUGGAUCCGAGCGUCACCAGCAGCAAGAGCGAAAUCAUUGAUAUACACAGAGAAUAGAGUUAGCCUGAGAAUUGAACCCUGUGGCACCCCCAUAGAGACUGCCAGAGGUCCAGACAACAGGCCCUCCGAUUUGACACAUUGAACUCUAAAUUGUAAUUGAUGGGGGCUAAUAUUGCUUUACAUCCGUCAACAAGAAGUUUUCUCCACCCCACUAUUAUCAUAAUUACCUAUAGUUUACCACGCAGGGAGAACUAUUAGUUACAUGCAGUAUAUCAAAUUAUUAAUGGAUUACAUGGAAAUACAUAAGAAUACUCAUGCAGAAAAACAUUAGAGGUCAUGACAUCAUAAUUUCUUAAGUGGGCAAACAGAAUAUGUAUAGACCUCAAGGAGUAAAUCAAUUAUCAUUUAGUUUUACUUUACGAUGGGGACUGAUGCACAUCCAUCUCAGAAUCAGUGUUGUUUUCUAUCAUUUAACUAUUCGAUAUCAGGACUCAAGCCUAUUCCAUGGGGGUUUGGCCACCACCCGUUAGCCAUUAUUAACCAUGGCCUCUAGCUUCUAUGCCUGUUUUUAGGUGGAAAUCUCACACCCUAUGACUGUCUGUGUAAUGGUUAUAUGAUUACCCUGCAUAAACAUUAAAUAAGCAUGUUUUAUGUGUUCAUUCCCUGAUAUACCGAAAUCAUGAGGCGGCCUUUACACUGCUGUUACUAUAACCUAAACCUGACCGCUGAGAAUGUUAAUGACCUUUUCCAGAUGGUAGUGAGGACUGACAUCCGUCAGUGUAAGUAACUUGAAUAAAAUGUCUUAUCUCCUCAGGUAGCCAAAAUCAACCAGUCGUCUGCACAGCGGCGGGAGACCCAUGUGUUGGUGAUGGUUGUCUCCAUGGUGUCCUGCUACCUGCUCUGCUGGAUGCCCUACGGGGUGGUGGCUCUGCUGGCCACUUUCGGACAGGUUGGCCUGGUCAGCCCCACCACAAGCAUCGUCCCCUCCAUCCUCGCCAAAAGUAGCACUUUUCUCAACCCUAUCAUAUAUGGGCUUUUAAACAACCAGGUAACGGCUUAUCAGUGGGACACUGGCCAUUGUGAUUUGAUAUGGAAAUGGAAACAUUUAUUACACAGUGUACGCAUUGAUGAUAUCAUGUGUGCCAGUUCUACAGGUGCUUCCUGGCCUUCAUGAGCUGUGGGUCAGAACCAGCAGGCAGCCACACCCUCCACACCCUGCCCAGCAGCCGAGUGUUUGGCCCUAAUGGCAACUCCCCAGCCCGAAAGGAGCCUGUCACAUUCCCUGGUACACGCAAGCCUCUGGACGGCAGUGGGACCUCCUCUAAGACUCAGACAUGUGGCCAGCAGAGAGAGAAACCUGACCUGGUCCUCCUGGUUGUGCACUACACCCCUUGA